AUGAAGGUCGAUGGAGAGAACGGUUCCGUGGUUGCUGAAGUUGAUGCCACUGGGGAGGCAGUUUUGAAAGCCAAGGAAAAUGCAGCGCAGACGUGGCUCAGAGCUGCUUCUUUCAAAGAAAUCCUGGGGUCUGAUUCGAGUCACAAGUCCCUUUUCCUGCUUGUGGCCCAUGAAAAUGGUGAACUAGGUGUGCUUCUUCUCAACAAGUCCCCAUUUUCCGAGAAUACUGAGGAUAUCAGCGCUAUUAUCGGAUCGGCUGAGCUUUCCGAAAUAAUGAAAAAUGAUAUCUAUGGAAGCUACGAUGUGAUGAUUCCAUCAAAUUUGAACGUGGUGAAGUCUACACUAAUAUAUCCAGCUAACGAUAAAGUAAUAGCAAAAUACCGCCAAGAAGAAAAAUUUAUCAUUCACGAAACGCCUGAAGACUAUGAAACGAUCACCGUUGAGUAUAUCAAAAAGUAUCAAAUGGAUCUCAAGGUGAGCUUUAUUGAGAAGCUUUUAUAA
This is a messenger RNA of Cooperia oncophora, 501 nucleotides long. The record is from the annotation of a GenBank genome assembly. Lineage: Eukaryota; Metazoa; Nematoda; Chromadorea; Rhabditida; Trichostrongylidae.